ACGCCCCUCCCGUUCCUAACGACUCCGGGGCUUCGGUUCCGUCUUCAUUUCCAAGGGGAAUAGCAGCAUUCCCGUAGGCCGGCUUUAAGCAGACUCUUCAUGGCCGAGGAAGUGUUCCAGAAGGCCCGAAAUAGGACCUUGAGCGUUUUCUGCGAAGAUGCGGAAAAGGAAUGGAAGGCCCCGUUCUACUUCAUUCAGGGAGCGGACCCUCAGUUUGGGCUGAUGAAAGCCUACUCCAUUGGCAACUGUGACAGCGGAGGCGACGAAUGGGACCAAGAGCUCAAGCUCACGCAGCAAGCGGUGCAAGCCAUCAACCGUCUAAACCCCAAACCCAAGUUCUUCGUGAUUUGUGGAGAUCUCGUGCAUGGCAUGCCAGGGACUCCGUGGCGCGAGGCGCAGACCCGUGACUUGAAAAAUGUCCUGAAGGGCCUCAGCUGUGACAUCCCUGCCGUGUUUGUCAGCGGCAACCAUGACCUUGGGAAUGCUCCUACUCCAGAAACGAUCAACGAUUAUUGCCAGCAGUGGGGAGACGAUUACUUUGCCUUCUGGGCAGGGGGAGUGCUCUUCCUCGUCCUCAAUUCUCAGCUCUACUUUGAUCAUUCGAAAUGCCCGGAACAGAAGCAGGCACAGGACGUGUGGCUUAGCGAGCAGCUGGCCAUUGCAGAAAAGAAAGCGUGCAAGCAUGUGGUGAUGUUCCAGCACAUCCCUUUGUUUCUCAAGUCGCCCGACGAAGACCACGACUACUUCAACCUGGAGAAGUCGAUUCGACAAGAAUUGCUGGACAAAUUCUGCAAAGCAGGCAUUAAGAAAGUGUUUUCCGGGCAUUACCAUCGAAAUGCUGGAGGGGCCUACAAAGAUCUUGAGAUGGUUGUUUCAUCAGCUAUAGGGUGCCAGCUGGGAGAAGACACCCAUGGGGUCAGAGUGGUUGUGGUCACUGCGGAGAAGAUUGUUCACAGAUACUACAGUUUAGAGAAACUGAGCAAUGAAGGAAUAGAGAAAGAUCUUAUGGAUUUGAUUAAGCAAAAUUAGUCCUUUCUUUCCUGUGCCAAAAAAAUAAAUAAAUCGCUAAUCCAGUCCAUGCGGGGCAAUUGAUCUGUGUGCCUCUACUCUGUCCCACCUUUCUGUUUCUGUUCUUUCAUAUCUUAGGAACUAACCAACCAGUAAGUAUCUGUUACCCCAAACACCAAUGUAGAAGAAAG
Eublepharis macularius is the source of this 1199-nucleotide messenger RNA. It is a transcript of the gene CPPED1, whose product is annotated as calcineurin like phosphoesterase domain containing 1. Lineage: Eukaryota; Metazoa; Chordata; Lepidosauria; Squamata; Eublepharidae. Gene Ontology annotation, molecular function: hydrolase activity. The record is from RefSeq and is a predicted model, not a curated record. Bases 100 to 1029 code for a protein of 309 amino acids. The transcript is spliced from 4 exons.